Messenger RNA from Striga asiatica, 867 nucleotides. NCBI's taxonomy places the organism in Eukaryota, Viridiplantae, Streptophyta, Magnoliopsida, Lamiales, Orobanchaceae. The record is from the annotation of a GenBank genome assembly.
UUUAGCCAGAGAAUAGGGACCGAAGAACGACCCGGAACAUCUUCACCUUCCUUCACUCAAACCUUUAAGGAAGUAGUUCAGUUGCUGUGCUUUGCUUCUCUCUACGUACAAUCAGGAAAUUCAACCAGCAAACCAGAGAAAGAAAGAAGAAAGGAGUUAACUAACGAUUUCCCUCUUUCAUAUGCAGCUCCUGGCCUCUCUUACUUGCAUGCUUUCCUUUCUUGCCUAUACCUGGAGUUCAUUAGCUACCCAGUUCACUUAGGAGAUAAAUUGUUUGAUCAAACGAGGGUCGAUGUAAUUGAGCUGCUUAUCGCACUUCUUAUUCCCGCCCACCUGCUUCUCUUUUCCUUCUGGAAGUUUGGGUUAGGGAGAAUCUCCAUCAAAGUUGUUGGUCAUCUCGAGAAGAAGCUUUCUUUCCUUUCCUUAGCCGGAGAAGAGGUCGGGCCUGGAGAAGACCUUAUUAAAAGAAGACGGGAGGUGUGUGGAGAUACCGAUAACAACCCUAUUGUUUUAGAUUCUGUUAAGGAUCUGAUUACCAACUUUUACACGAAUUUGAAAGUGGAUGAGAUCGGUCGAGUGGUCUCAAGUGGAGAUGGGAUUGCCCGUGUAACUGGAUUGAACGAGAUUCAAGCUGGUGAACUGGCCGUACCGCUUAAAGAAAGUGUUAAAGUUGCUUGCAGUGCCAAAAAUGGGAGAACCAUGGGGCACACUGUCAUUGCACGAUGGGAAGACUCGGACCAAAUGGAUUGUACUGCAGAUACGCGUCGCUCAUUAGUGGAGUACAACCACUCAUGCGGGAUUGGGCUUCAGAGUAGGAUCGAGGUCUCAUAUGGUUCAAACCGAGGUUCUAAGUGUUUUCUGAAUUAA